UUCCAGGCGGCCAGUGCAGGCCCCUCUUCAGCGGUGGCGUCCCCUCAGCCCAUGAAGGACCCCAAAGAAAAUGCGGCCAUCGGUCCGCAGGCCAUGUUGGACCACAUCAAGCCGUGCUGGUAUUGGGACAAGAAGGAUUUGGCGCACACGCCGUCUCAGUCCGAAGGCCUGGACCCGGGCACCGAAGCCCGCUAUCGCAGGGAAGGCGCCCGCUUCAUAUUCGACGUGGGGACCCGACUCGGAUUACAUUACGACACGCUGGCGACGGGCAUCAUUUACUUCCACCGCUUCUACAUGUUUCACUCUUUCAAGCAGUUUCCCAGAUAUGUGACGGGCGCUUGCUGUCUCUUCCUUGCUGGCAAAGUUGAGGAAACGCCUAAAAAGUGUAAAGACAUCAUCAAGACGGCUCGCAGUUUGCUGAACGACGUUCAGUUUGCUCAGUUCGGAGACGACCCCAAGGAGGAGGUGAUGGUAUUGGAACGAAUUCUGCUGCAGACCAUCAAGUUCGACCUGCAGGUGGAGCACCCGUACAUGUUCCUGCUGCGAUACGUCAAGCAGCUCAAAGGGGAGAAGAAUAAAGUGUGCAAGGUUCUCCAGAUGGCUUGGACCUUCGUCAACGACAGCCUGUGCACCAUGCUUUCACUGCAGUGGGAGCCUGAAAUCAUUGCGGUGGCCGUCAUGUACCUCGCGGGCCGCCUGUGCAAAUUCGACAUCCAGGAGUGGACUGCCAAGCAGUCGUCGCGCCGCUGGUGGGAGCAGUUUGUACAGGACGUUCCCGUGGAACUUUUAGAAGACAUCUGCCAUCAAAUUCUGGACCUAUACUCGCACGGCAACAAGCCCAUCCCACAGCAAAUGCAGGAAAAGGAGCGGGCGUCCACAGCACCCCCUUUGACCCCAGCGCCUCCAGCACCGCAGUCUGUGGCCGUCCCGCCCCCACCGCCGGCUAAAAAGACGUCCCCUCAGGGCACCAGUCCUGCGCGACAGCUUAAGCGAUCACACCCCUCCCCCAAGGAAGAACCAAAGCCUCCAGAACAAGUGGGAGCAAAGAUUCCUCGACUGGAGAGUCCCAUGCCACCACUACCGACGUCACAACCGCCACCCGACCGCAAACCCGCCGCCCCCGCUCCACCCGCCGAAGCGGAACCCCCUAGCGAAGCGGCCCCACCACCCCCCCACGCGCCGCCGCCCAACCAGCCCCCUCCCCUUCCCCACCGGCCUCCGCCUCCACCGCCCUCCAACUACGUCAUGUCCACCAGCAGCUCGUACAUGUCGGGCGAGGGCUUCCAGAGUCUCCAAUCCAUGAUGAAGACAGAAGCGCCCGCCUACGUGCCCCCCAUGCCACCCGCCUAUGCGCCCCCUAUGCCACCUUACCACGUCUACCCGCCACCUACCGCUCCGCCCCCUGCGCAUCCUCCCCCUGCCGGUUACCCGCCACCCACCAUGCCCCCUAGCUACCCUCCUCCAGGCUACACCGGCUUCCCCCCACCGCCGCACAUUCCCCCGCCCGUCAUCGGUUACCCACCUCCGCCCGUUCCCCAAGGCCAACCGCAGGUACCUCUCCCUCCUCCGCCCGGCAUGCCCAUGAAUCGGACCGGCUGGAUGAGAUGA
Molecule: messenger RNA, 1608 nt
Organism: Nerophis lumbriciformis (worm pipefish)
Lineage: Eukaryota; Metazoa; Chordata; Actinopteri; Syngnathiformes; Syngnathidae
Source: RefSeq, a predicted model, not a curated record